UCAAUCUCUAUGUCGAUAUAACUAUGUGAAGUCACACCGAACUCUGUGUUUAUCACACACUCCACCGACUGAACAGAGCUCUACAGGGAACAAGCCAAGCCCGAAGGAGGGAGCUCCACAACAGAGAGCAUCAAUGGCGGAGGAGGUGAUUCUGCUGGACACAUGGGUGAGCCCGUUCGGGAUGCGUGCCAGGAUCGCUCUAGCCGAAAAGGGGAUCAAGCACGAGCACAGGGAAGAAGAUUUGGGGAACAAGAGCGAUCUGCUGUUGAAGAUGAACCCGAUUCACAAGACGAUCCCGGUUCUGAUUCACAACGGGAAGCCCGUCUGUGAGUCUAACAACAUCGUUCAGUACCUGGACGAGGUUUGGCCCGAUAAGUCCCCAUUGUUGCCCUCGGAUCCUUACCUCAGGGGUCAAGCUAGGUUCUGGGCUGAUUUCGUCGAUAGGAAGGUCUUCGAUGCAGGGCGGAAGGUAUGGGCGACGAAAGGGGAAGAGCAGAAAUCCUUGAUGGAGGAGUUCAUAGGGCACCUGAAAACACUGGAAGCAGAGCUUGAUGGCAAGCUGUAUUUCGGAGGAGAGAAGAUGGGCUAUGUGGAUGUGACAAUGGUGCCAAUCUACUCAUGGUUCCAUGCCUAUGAAGUGAGUGGCAACUUCAGCUUUGAAUCCCACUGCCCCAAGCUGGUGGCAUGGGCCGAGAGGUGCAUGCAGCACGACAGCGUGUCGAAAGCUCUACCCAGCCCCGAGAAGGUCUACCAGUACGUUCUGCAGCUCAGAAAGAGGCUUGGGAUUGAGUAGUACACUGAGGAGUCUGUGUCGACAUGUAGGGAGCUAGUUAGUCUGUGUUCUUGAGUUUUUUUAUGUUAUGUGCCUUUGAGAUUGUAGGGUUGGUGUGUCUUUAGGAGGGGCACUUAAAUGUGUCAUUCAUCAAUCUACUGCUGUUGAGUGCUGUAGUAGUGUUGUUAUGUUAAAAAUCCAUUGCGCAGACUCCUACAUACAGAACACUCCAGCUAAAUGAUCCUGGGAAUUAGGUCCUUCUAGAAAGCAUAAUUUCCAAAACCACACCAUUUUUGUAUCAUAUUGUUUUGAAUAUGAUGUAUUGCAUUUGCAUACUCUAGGUAAUGUUAUGAUAUGAUAUACUGCGUGGGCUUCUGGUUUUUGCAUUGAGUUGGUUGUUUUUGCGUUUGGAUUCGCCAGGCUGUUUGGCCAGGUUGUGGCUGGAUCUUCAUUCGUCUCCUUGCUUGUGCGGGUGUUCUUGGUCUUUGUUGUUUUCCCUUCGGGUUAAUUGCAUUGUUGGUUACUGAGAUUACAAAAAACGUUCAUGUUUGAUCACUCGAAAUAUUUAAAUCCAUUCAUGAUCACUACAUUUAGUAAAACAUUCCAAAUUUG
Messenger RNA from Linum trigynum, 1384 nucleotides. Lineage: Eukaryota; Viridiplantae; Streptophyta; Magnoliopsida; Malpighiales; Linaceae. The record is from the annotation of a GenBank genome assembly.